Bombina bombina (fire-bellied toad) is the source of this 938-nucleotide messenger RNA. It is a transcript of the gene TSLIG1, whose product is annotated as zinc finger and BTB domain containing 8 opposite strand. The coding region runs from base 276 to 662 and encodes 128 amino acids. Lineage: Eukaryota; Metazoa; Chordata; Amphibia; Anura; Bombinatoridae. Gene Ontology annotation, biological process: tRNA splicing, via endonucleolytic cleavage and ligation. Gene Ontology annotation, cellular component: tRNA-splicing ligase complex. The record is from RefSeq and is a predicted model, not a curated record. The transcript is spliced from 6 exons.
GACUCAAAUGACAAAUAAUCCAGUGUACAAAGGACAAACAAAGUAGUAACUUACUCCUUGGAACAGAAAAUCCGGCUUGUUACAGCGAAGAAAGAAGUCAGCAGUCUUUCAACUUUCAUAAAAAGAUAUGUUUUUUAAUAGCUCAACGCGUUUCAACGUUUAAACGUCUUUAUCAAGAGCAAAAUUUAAAAACAAGAAUAAAAAUGGUAAAGACAAAUGACUGAAUAUGUAUGACUGAAGAGGCAUACGUUCUUGAAGCUUAACUACUGCAGCAUAUGGAGUUGCAUGCAUGGGGAGAAACUCUGGAAGAGGCCUUUGAACAAUGUGCAAUGGCGAUGUUUGGAUACAUGACAGACAUAGAAACUGUUGAGCCACUAGAUACUGUUGAGGUGGAAGCUGAAGGACAUGACCUGAUCUCGCUUCUUUACAACUUCUUGGAUGAAUGGCUGUAUAAAUUUAGUGCCGAUUUAUUUUUUGUUCCCCGGGAAGUAAAAGUUUUGCACAUUGAUCGAAUAAAUUGUAAGAUCCGCUCUAUUGGGUGGGGAGAGGAAUUUAAUUUGGCAAAACACCCCCAGGGUACAGAGGUGAAGGCCAUUACUUACUCAGCUAUGCAGAUUCAUGAAGAUGAGAAGCCAGAGGUCUUUGUCAUCAUUGACAUCUGAGUUGGUGGGACAUGGGAAUGCCCCAGUGCAGAUUCCUCCUGUUUGCUACCUCCUAUUUAUUGUCUUCUUUUUCGUGGCGUUGUAAAGGGACCUUGAGCUCUUAAGUAAUACUGACAGAGAUGUACAAUUUGAUAUGGAAGCUGAUAUAGUGAAUGCUGCUAACCUAUCCAGAUUUUAAAUGUAAAUACUGAUACCAUUACAUGCUGCUAGCUAGUGUGCAAUUGAUAGCAAGCAGGGUGACACAUGUAGAUUUUUAAUUAAAAUGUAUUUGCCUUA